CUGUCCCCCUUCUCCUCGGCGCCUCGGCCGCGCUUUUACAAAGGCGCCCCGCGCCCCUUCCUUGCUCCCCUUCUCCUCGGCGCCUUACUUCGCCUUCUCCUCGGCGCCUCGGCCGACGCAUUAGCAAAGGCGCCCGGCCGACGUUUUUACGAAGGCGCCCCGCGCCCCUUCCCUGCUCCCCUUCUCCUCGGCGCCUCGGUCGACGUUUUAGCAAAGGCGCCCCUCCCCCCUUCUCACCGGCGCUUCCUAUCUUCCUGCGACGACGGCGUCUCCUCGAUAGUAUGCUUCUUUCAAAAGCACCGCUCUGCUUACUCGCGCCCUGACACUUUGUUUGCUCGCAGGUUCCAAUUUCAAGGCGUCAGAGGCGCCUAUCACAGCACAGUCACGGGAGGCAACGGUUUUCUACCCGCGCGUUAUCGGCUUAGGCGUUGUACACGCUUCUCUUCCAAGGUUGACUUCGCUGCUUACCACUCACUCAUGGCCUCCAACAAUUCUCAACCUUCUGCGUCUGCGAGAGGCGCCUCUGCCUCUAAGAAAGGAAAAGAGAAGGCGUCCUCAAGUAAAGUUAGGAAGAUGGUGGAUCGAACAGUGUAUAGACGAUCCAAAUGGAGACUCGCCGAGAUUGCUAGUGACAUCGAGGAUGAUCAAUCAUAUACCCGUCAGGAGGUGCUUACUGAAGAUGAUACGUCAAGUGCGGACCCCGACCCUCGCCCGUCUUCUUCUCGGACGGUUACCGAUUCAGGCUAUACGAUUUUGCCAUGGCGGGGGAUGUGGGGUGGUGAGGCGCCUCCCUCUUCGGCGCGCCUACUGGGUCCUGACAAGCGACCCAGCAUUCAACUUCAUCGCGUUAUAUCCUAUAUCCGCGGCCUAGAUUUUGACUACUCGAGCCUAGCGAAGAUGACUAAGAAGAAUCCUGGGGCCUCCGGAGCUAGGGCACAGAAGGCGCCCAGCAUCCCUGCCGAGCGAACUCCCCGUUCAUCUGGCAAGGCGUUUGACGACGUCGAGGAGGCAGAAGAAUUAGGCAAGCGCCAUGCCUCGGCCGACUCUCCCGUUGUGGUUCCGAAGAAGAAGAACAAGCCAAGUCUUGGGAGUAUUGAUGAGAUUUUGGCACCUCCUCGCUCGCGACGUGCCGUAAAGCCGAAGGAGCCUGUUCCAAUCUCUCCGUCUGCUGCCCUCAAUGCUCCAAGCGCUUUUACUUCGGCCUUGGAGUUGAAGAAGUUCCUUAAGGUUCCCCUUGACGAGGGUACCUCUCCUGCAGGCUCGGCGUGUCAGCACUUGUUCCAGGCUUCUCAGUUGAAAACUGACAAGAUCACCCUCCAAGGUGUUAACUCUCGUCUGGAGGAUGAGUUGGCAUCGGUGAAGCGGCAGCUUUCGGACGCCUUGGCUGCUGAGAGUGUUUCUGCUCGUGAAGAGAAGGAGAAGGAGAUAGCAUUCCAGGCGAAGCGGAUUGAUACCUUGGAGAAGGAGCUGUUGGCGAUGUCUGCCGCUAGGGGUCACCAGAAGGAGGAAUUUAAGAAGAGACUGAUCAAGGAGCGUGAAGAUGCCGUAGACGCCCACUUGUCAUCAGCGGAAUUUCGUGAGUGGCAGCAGAACCUUCUGCUCGGAGUGAAGAAGAGGGCUUUCAUCGGCAUUCGUAAGAAAGUCCGCUCCGAUAAUCCUGACAUGAAGUGGGAUACUCCGGAGGUCUGGCAGGCUAUGGAUGAUUACUUCCUCUCCCUUGGUACGGAUAACGAGCCUUCUGACUCGGACCCGUACCCCUUGGAUGAGGGUGACUCUUCUGCCGAUGAUGUGGAGGUUGACGUCGAGAAGGUUGGGGAAGAGGGAGUGGGUGACAACGUUGAUGCCAAUGCUGGUGCCGGGGAAGGUGGUGGGGGUGUGGUUGCUGUCGAUGGUCAGGGUGGCGCCUCGGAUGGUGGUACCGAUGGUGAUUCUAGCUCGUCCGACAAUCACUCGAGCAAGUCGGACUAGUAGAAUUGGGACGUUUUUUCUUUUCUUUGUUCGUUUGGACUUAGUCAAUUUUAUGUUAUCUUCUGCUCAUUUCUCCCUUGCAUGUCUGUGGAUGUUUAGCCUUUGGGCUGUUAUUUUGAACAGUGUUAUCGGCAAGUUCUCCGUUUUCUUGGACCUAUUGUGAAUGUUGUUUUAGUCCCG
Molecule: messenger RNA, 2148 nt
Organism: Linum tenue
Lineage: Eukaryota; Viridiplantae; Streptophyta; Magnoliopsida; Malpighiales; Linaceae
Source: the annotation of a GenBank genome assembly